AUGAUUAUUAACAACUCUCAUAGAUGUUUUCGAAUUCUUUUCAAUCAAUAUGCAAAGAAAAGAUAUUCCUUCAAAGUAUCAAAUUUUAUAAGAAAUUCAUCAUCGAUAACCUCACCGUUAAAUAAUAACGUUCAUGAAUUCAAAAAUACAAUCGUUCUUGAUCCACCUUCCUUUGUUCAAAAUGAACCUGGAAAACUUUUACCAAGCGCCUUUUCCGAAAAUCUUUCUCUUCUAUAUGCAUGUUUAAAGACUGGCGAUAUAGAGCGAGCAGAAAGAAUACUAAAUAUACUACACAAUUCUGGACCAAGGGAAAUGAAGCAUUACCUGGACAUAAGUGUUCAUAAUACAUUUAUCGAAGAAUUCAUAGAAUCAACUCCUACUCCAAGAUUAAAUCAAGCUUUAAUAUGGUUUGAUCGAUUGGAACGUUACGAUGUAAAACCAGAUUUAAAAACUUUUGCUAUAUUAGUUAAAGGUUACUUAAAGUUGGAUUUGGAUUUUGUUAGUUUCACAAUGCUUAAAGUUUUAAUUGAUGAAAUGGAACAGAAUGGUCACACUUUUGAGCAAUUAAUGAAUGCUCAAUUAUUGUCUGAAAAAGAUAUCAUCAAAGUUUUGCAGGUACUCAUUGAAAAGGUCGAGGACGCGAUUGAUAAACAAGAAAUUCCUCAAAAAAUUGAAGAUGAUGUGGUAAAAUCAACAAAAUCAGAUCCUCCAAUUGGUGUAGAACUAUUAAGAAAUACUCUUUCCGCACUUCAACAUGAUAAUUUAAAUUUAUAUGAACAGCAAAUGAAAUUGGAAGAAAACGCAAUUCAAGCUGCUAUUGAACGUUGGAAACACGACACAGAUGCACUUCUUAAACACGACGAUAAAUUACUUUUAAAAAGAAACAGUCCACUGAAAAAAGUUAUGUGGGAGUGGCAUGAAAAAUUGGAACCAUUAAUUAAUGAAGAAAUAAAAAGAUGUAAAAAUCCAAAGAUUUUAGCUAAAGAUGUUGAUCGCAAACUCUACGGUCCGUUUCUUCAACUAUUAAGUGCUGAUAAACUUUCAGCAAUAACAAUUUUAGAAUUUGUGCGUAAUCAAAGUACUGGCGGCGUUAUUCAAGGAAUGAAAACUACUCGCCUGAUAAUAUCAAUUGGUAAAUCAAUCGAAAAUGAAUAUAAUGCUGAACAAAUGAAAAAGAGGAAAAAUAGAAUGAUGAUUCAAAAAAAAUUGAACGUUCAUGAACUUUAUUCAUCUGGAAAACUGUUUAAUAUGGCAGUUCGUAAAGUUACGGCGAAAAUUGAAAGAGAAAAUUCUAAUUCUGAGUGGCAACCUGAAUGGCCGACACCUGUUAAAGCAAAGAUCGGCUCACUUCUGGCAUCAAUGUUACUAGAUUGUGCAAAAUUAAAAGUCUUUGCACCUGAUGUUAAACUAGUUCAAGAAGUACCUGCUUUUUACCAUACAUAUGAAAUGCAAAAAGGAAAAAUAAUUGGAAUAAUUCAAUACAACCCUCAACUUGUAAAAUUCCUAUCAUCUAAUUCUGUAGUUGAAACUUUAACGCCUCGUUUGUUACCUAUGCUGGUUCAUCCUAUGCCAUGGUUAAAUUAUAAUAGUGGCGGUUAUUUAAUGUCACCAACUAUUGCAAUGCGAAUUAAAGAAUGUCCAGAACAAUUAGCCUAUUUAAAAAAGGCUUCAGAUGAAGAUUAUCUUGGUCGUGUAUUUGCAGGAUUAGAUGUACUUGGUUCAACCAAAUGGGCUAUUAAUAAAAAAGUAUAUGAAGUAGUUUUAGAAGUUUGGAAUAGUGGAAAAGCUAUUGCUGAUAUUCCUCCGUCCAAUUUAGAUUUAACAACUCCAGAAAAGCCAGAAGAUUUUCUUAUAAAUAUAGCCACAAGAAAAAAAUGGUAUCGUGAAUGUGAAGAAAUCCAAAACAAGAUUCAUUUUCGAGGUCGUGCAUAUCCAAUACCAACACAUUUAAAUCAUUUAGGUGAUGAUUUAUGUCGUGGUUUAUUGCUAUUUGAUGAAGCUAAACCGAUAGGUAAAUCUGGUCUUAAAUGGUUAAAGAUUCAGAUAGCCAAUUUAGCUGGACAUGAUAAAGCUUCAUUUGAUGAACGAUUAAAGUUCACGGAAGAUAAACUAGAACUCAUAAUGGAUUCAGCAGACAAACCCCUUACGGGGAAAUGUUGGUGGCAAACAACAGAAGAUCCUUGGCAGUGUCUAUCAGCAUGUAUGGAAUUAACGAAUGCACUUCGAUCUAAAGAUCCAGAAACUUAUGUUUCAAGAAUUCCCAUUCAUCAGGAUGGGACAUGUAAUGGAUUACAACAUUAUGCGGCUUUGGGUGGUGAUUUAGAAGGUGCUAAACAAGUAAACUUGGAUCCGUCUGAUAAACCAUGUGAUAUUUACACAGGAAUUGCAGAAAAGGUUCAAAAGUUGAUAAAGAAAGAUAUAGAAAAUGGUAACAAAAAUGCUACAAUUUUAGAUGGCAAGAUAACACGUAAAGUUGUGAAACAAACUGUAAUGACAAGUGUUUACGGUGUGACGUUUGUUGGAGCUCGAUUACAAAUAGAAAAUCAGCUCAAGGAAAUCAAAGAACUUUCCCGCCUUCCUACCACAGAAAUACGUGAAUUAUCAAAGUAUGUCACUCAUCACGUAUUUAGUUGUUUAGGAGAAAUGUUUCAUAAAGCUAGAUUAAUUCAAAAUUGGCUGAAUGAAAGUGCCAAAAGAAUAUCUAAAAGUGUUCCACCAAAUGUGGGAAGUAUUGUCAAAUUAUCACCCAGUAAGCCCGGAAAAGAUCAAAUGACAGCAGUUGUAUGGACUACACCAUUAGAUUUGCCCAUUGUACAACCAUAUAGAAAAUUAGGAAGUAAAACAAUUAAAACAAAUCUUCAAAAUAUUAGUAUUGAAGAUCCUGAUGUUGCUAGUCCAGUAAACAGUCUUAAACAACGUGCGGCAUUUCCACCAAAUUUCAUCCAUUCACUUGAUGCAACACAUAUGUUAAUGACAUCGUUAGAAUGUAAAGAACAACAACUGACAUUUGCAUCAGUACAUGACAGUUAUUGGACUCAUGCUUGUGAUGUCGAAAGGAUGAAUUUAAUAAUUCGUGAUCAAUUUAUCAAGCUUCACGAACAACCUAUUAUGGAAAACCUUCGCAAAGAAUUUAUGGAAAGAUAUAAAGGCUAUAAGGUGCCUGUUAAAUUGCCUACAGAUAAAUAUUAUGAACUACUUCGUAAAAAAGUAGGAGAAAUCCCUUCACCAGCUGAUGAUGGAUACGAAACUAUUUUAAAUUUAGAAGAUAUCUUGGACAUUACUGAUAAUUUUCAAUUCGGAGAACCUACCGGACUGCUCAAAGAAUUUGACAAUAAAGAAUUGGCUGAAUUAUCAUCAGAAAAUAUUAAGGAUGCAUUUGCAGAAAUAUCUUAUGACUUGGAAAACGAUAUCGACGAUCCAUCAAAGCAUUUGGAAAGUGAAGAAACAUCAGAGAUUAUAAAUGACAAAAAACCAAAAUCAAAAUAUGUUUAUAAAUGGUUUGAUAUAGCAUUUCCAUCCUUACCUGAAAAAGGAAAUUUCGAUGUUAUUAAAGUGAAAGAAAAUGCAGAGGAUCUUAACACUUUUAACACAAGACUUGAUGAAAUCGAACAAGUUCUUGGACGCUAUCACAAUAAUUUUGGUAGAAUCGCCACCGAAUUUGAAUCAAUUAACGGAUCUAUCACAACAAUGCAAAAUGAAAUUGAUCAACGUUCUGCAAUUAUUCAAAGAAUUGAAUCUGAUUGA
Molecule: messenger RNA, 3744 nt
Organism: Entrophospora sp. SA101
Lineage: Eukaryota; Fungi; Glomeromycota; Glomeromycetes; Entrophosporales; Entrophosporaceae
Source: the annotation of a GenBank genome assembly